Messenger RNA from Bombus terrestris (buff-tailed bumblebee), 1860 nucleotides. Its product is annotated as ionotropic receptor 25a-like. The coding region runs from base 430 to 1860 and encodes 476 amino acids. Gene Ontology annotation, molecular function: glutamate-gated receptor activity; transmitter-gated monoatomic ion channel activity involved in regulation of postsynaptic membrane potential. Gene Ontology annotation, cellular component: postsynaptic membrane; plasma membrane. Lineage: Eukaryota; Metazoa; Arthropoda; Insecta; Hymenoptera; Apidae. The record is from RefSeq and is a predicted model, not a curated record. Gene Ontology annotation, biological process: modulation of chemical synaptic transmission; synaptic transmission, glutamatergic; monoatomic ion transport. The transcript is spliced from 4 exons.
UGCGACCAGUUACUACUAUUACCUGCUUUUAAACUCUUACACUUUCCUUUGCUACGUUUGUUUGCCUGUUUGAAAGACACGAACAUUUGAAUAUAAGAAGAAUUCGAUAGAGACACAUUACCGGGAAAUAUUUUGCUAUUUUAUUUACAACAAAAAUUCUAUUCCACUUUGUUCCUGGAAUACCGUGAAUCUAUUAAUCUCUGAACUGUUCUUUCCCUUAACGUCUUAUAAUAUACCUUUUAUCCUACGAUCGAAAGCAACGUUUCUCUAACAAAUAGCCGAAUAUAACCGCGAUAGAGCGUAAGAUUUUCACGAGGUUAUAGAACAAAAGGGGUGAACAUCGCUCGAUCUUUCUGCGAAAUUAGAUAGGUGUAUCUCGCGGCCAUAAAACUGCAACCAAGCCAAGAGAAAAGUAGAUAAAAGUAAGAAAUGACCAUCGGAAGCAGACCGAUCUAUCGGGCGGUAACGGGAAUCGCUCCACCGUAUGUCAUGUACAAUAAUACCAGUGGCGCUUUUUACGGAUAUUGCAUCGAUCUUCUGAACGACAUUGGAUCGUUGGCGGGUUUCGAUUACACGAUCAGAAAGUCUUUCGACGAAAAAUACGGGGAUUUGGACCCGAAGACUGGGCUUUGGAACGGUAUGAUCUACGAGUUAACGAGCAAUACGUCGGACAUCGCUGUCGGACCCAUAUGGAUCACAUCCAGCAGGGCUCAGGUAGUCGACUUCGCUGUUCCGUACCAAAGACCAAGCGGUUUCACGAUAAUGAUGCUGAAGAAAAGGAGGCAAGUCCCGUUCCUCAGAUUCCUAAUGAUCUUGGAGAUCGAUGUCUGGAUAGGUUUUGCGUUCGCUUUCCUCUUCACGAUAUUUCUAUUAUAUAGUCUGGAGAGGUACUCGCCCUUUAGCUACCGGAACAAUCGGGCAAAGUAUCGGAACGAGGCGGACGAUCGAUUCUCCUCGUUGAAGGAGUGUUUCUGGUUCGCGUUCACGUCAAUCACUCCCCACGGAGGAGGAGAAAUGCCCAAAAAUUUAUCAGGGAAAAUAGUGGCCGGGACCUGGUGGCUGUUUGGCUUCGUCAUGGUCGCCGCUUACUCUGCCAAUCUCGCGGCCUAUGAAACUCUAGAACGGUUGGAGAGAAACAUCGAGUCCAUGGACGACCUUAGAAAGCAGUAUCGAGUUCAGUAUUCCACCGUGGCCAAUUCCUCGGCUUUCAGAUAUUUCUUAGCAAUGAGAAGGACGGAGGAAUGGUUCUACGCGAACUGGAGACGUAUGGCGUUAGACGAGAAUACACCAGAAGCAAAGAGAUCCGAUUAUGCCGUGUGGGAUUAUCCGUUGGAGGACAAGUUCACGAAGAUGUAUCUUGCGAUGGAAGACACGGGAUUUGUUCGGAGCGUGGAAGAAGCGGUGAAAAUGGUCCGGGAAGCAAACCGUACUUACGAGUUCGCCUUUAUAGCGGAAGCUAUAACCGUAAAAUAUCUGAUGUUGACGAACUGCGACUUCAGACAGAUCGGGGAAGAGUUUGGCAAGAAACCGUUCGCUUUUGCGGUACAGAGGGACUCUCCUUUGAGAACGAAGCUCAAUGACGCGAUUACCAAGCUGGCAAUUGAACGGAGAUUAAACGCUCUGGAGAAGAAAUGGUGGGACGAAAAUCCUUCGAGAGCGAAUUGCCCGGCUGACAAGGAUUUUAACGCGGGCUUCGACGUCGACAAUUUGGCUGUUACGUUCCUGCUAAUCCUUCUCGGUAUAUUGCUCGCUGUUCUAAUACUCUGCCUUCAAUAUUGCUGGUAUUGCUAUUGGUUAAAUAGAAGAAUAAAAAAAGUAGGCCUCUAUGCGACAACGCGAUACAUUUCUCGUGGAAAAUAA